AUUGAAACGAAUCUCGCAGUGUUGGGGUAUGACGUUUUCGAGGCGGUUAAUAAGAGUAUAUGCGUAUACCUAAUCUAUGGUGCGCAAUUAAAAUAUAAUAUUUUCACUGCAAAGUAGUCACCUAUUCGGUGUUAGACUUAAAUUACAGCAAGUAAAACUAUUGAAAUCGAACUUUUAUAUAUAACUUUUAACCAUGCAAUCGUUCAAACUGGAAAAAUGUCUGCUAACCGUCAUCACUCUAGCAACUAUUGUUGUUACCACGUGUGAUUACGCCACCUGCUUGGAGUCCUCGCGCAGAAUCAAGGAAUAUGGCUAUCCCCUGAUGACGUAUCAAGUCUGGACCGCUGACAAAUAUCAGUUGGGAAUAGAGCGAAUUCCGUACAGUAAACUCCGUAGCAACGCAUCUACCGGUAAACCAGUCUUGUUAUUGCACGGCUUGUACUUAUCGUCGGCUAUAUUCACAAUAAACAACUCGUCACUUAGUAAGUCCAAAACGCUACAAACGACAAAAACAAAUUUAUAGUUUCCGUUCAGUUAUUAACAAAAUAUUAUGUCUAACGGUAAACGACUGCAAUAUAGGUAACUUAUUUAUAUUGUGGGCACCUACAAUUAGGUAUAUAUCGCAAGUAUAUGAUAGAUUAAUUCGCAAACAAACUGCAAGUCGUGACGUAUGCGUGUAGGUAAAACCCAUCCAGUUCGUAUAUUAGCACUUGACAACUGUGCACAUUUUUU
Acyrthosiphon pisum (pea aphid) is the source of this 732-nucleotide messenger RNA. Its product is annotated as gastric triacylglycerol lipase. NCBI's taxonomy places the organism in Eukaryota, Metazoa, Arthropoda, Insecta, Hemiptera, Aphididae. The transcript has 2 exons. The coding region runs from base 194 to 523 and encodes 109 amino acids. The record is from RefSeq and is a predicted model, not a curated record. Gene Ontology annotation, biological process: lipid metabolic process.